AUGGUUGUCAAGAAAAAAGGAGGAAGAGGAGUGGCAGAUAAUGAGAGAAUAAUCGCUGAUGUGGUUUACGGUCUUCAAACAACAAAUGAGAGAAUAGGAGACAAGAAUUUGACUUACAUGUCGUGUCAUGUACUGGAGUGUCUUGCAGGUUUAGCCCAAGAUGUCAUUACGACGGUUGGUCAAGCGUUUGAAAUCAGGUUCAAGGACUACCUUCGCAAUCCACCACAAGUCUUCAGUACCCCUGACAGAAUGGAGGAGCCUUUAUUUCAAGAGGAAGAGUCGGCUUGGGGCGAUGAUCCCGAUUAUUACAACGACAUCAGUAAACUCAACGUGACGCUGCCAGACAGAGUCGUUCCUCCGCCACCCUCAGGCCAAUACAUGCCAACCAGCCCAACAAGACAACAGCCUUACCAAGAACUUAUUGGGCAGCAGGCAUCAGGGGGCUCUUCCCCUGCCGCUCCCCCUCCCGGCUACACUGCCAAUCCCCCAUCAUAUCUUGACAGCAACCACCACCCUUCAAACAGCAGCCCGACAUCGAGUAACCCCAGAGGUCCCCAGGGCCCCGGCCCAGGCCACCAGCCCAUGACGGGGAGGUUAAUCGAUAUAGACAACGAGCCCCCCAUCUACGGGGCGACCGCAGGGACGCCCUCGCCCACGAGGAACAACGUACCAACAGCACUGGACAACCCACUUCAAAGAUCAUCAAGACAUACCAGCUCCUCCUCACCCCAUCUUAGUCCGCAACAUAGUCCCAUCCACAACAACAACGUCAAGAAACCAUCCCGCAAGGCCAAGCGGAGAACCCCGUCCCUCUACAACAACCCACCGACCAAGGAGGACGUCGAGGCCAGCCUCCUCCCGCUGGCCAAGCAGCUCACGCCGGCAGAGAGGAACCACUACCAGAACGUUAUAGCCAGUCCCGACUGGAAGAAACUGGUCGAUUCCGGUUACGACAACCUCCGGAUGCUCAACAUCUGGAAGCAGAGCAAGUCGGUGAUGCUCCACAAAGGUGGUGAUGAUGAGGCGGAAUAUGCCAAUGUUGUUUGUUUCCAUGACGAUCUUGCUGAUGAUGAUGGCGAUGAUGAGCAUGGCAACCGGAAUGAUGGGGAGGAGGAAAAGGAAGAAGAGGAGGUUGAUGAUGCACGUAAUGCACGCGUCUCUUUAGCUUUCUCUCUCACCACAAUACCUUUUUCUACUUUCAUCCGCAGAUUCUUCAUUAUUAACUUUUAUUAUUUCUUCAUCACUUUUGAUCAUUUUGUUUUGAUUUUCUUUUGUUUCAGAGCUGGCAGGGAACUGUUCGGGAUAUAUCUAAUUCAUAUAAAGUCUUGUUUGUGCUGUAUUCAUAAUAAAAAUUUAUGAAAUUGAAAAACCAAUGGAAAAAAACUUCAGCAUUAUGAUUUUUCUCAUUCAAUUAGAAAAUGUAUUAACUGCACUAACAUAUUUUUAGGUUUUUACAUUUUCUUUACCACAUAUUAUAUGUGUUGUUAUAAGGGUAUAUGGUUUAAACCUACAUUUUAAAAUAUAGUUGAAAACAUUAUUUUCUUUCUCUUUGCUUAUUUCCUGUUUUUGUCUCCACCUUUUGAUUUUAGUUCACUCUUUGUUUUCUGUGAUUUUUAUUUCUGUUCAUACAAAGCAUGGCAUGAAAGUCUUUUAUCCCAAUACCUAGUAACGACCAAACUGCAUGUUUGAAUUCAAGAAUGUCAACCCAUCACUUUCAAAUCAUGAAUGUGUAUGUACAUGUAUAUGUAUGCAUGUGAUGUUUCCAAAUUUGAAGACUAUGGAGCAUACCAAACUAUUUCAGCCAGUACAUGUAGCUAGAACUUAAUAUCAGGAAAAACGCCCUAUUCUGCUCUCCUGUAGCAAUCUAUUCCAGAGGAAGCUACCAUAAACACUAUUGUGAAUGAGAUUAGACUUCAGAAAUGGAUAGUGGCCGUUUUGGUCACAGUUAGGCCUACUACAAGACUAGUAUUGAAUUUGUUUCAUAUAGAUAUGUAAUAAGAAAUACUGCCCCCUUCUGUUCUCUUGCAGACAGUCUAUUCCAGAGCAGACUGUCAUGAAUAAUCUGUAGGGAUCAGUCGCUGACCAACAAAUAGCAUCUGUUUUGGUUGUAGUUAGGCUUACUGUUUGUCUUGGAUGGAUUUAGAAUCAGAAAUACUGCCCUCUGUAGUUCUCCCCUAACAUGCCGAGUUCUUAGACAAGUCUACCUUAAACCAUUGGAAAAUAAUCCUAGCAUGUUGCUUCCUUGGUUUUGAUUAAUCACAGCAUGAUAUAUAUAUUCUUUUGUAUAGUGCUUGCCUGGCAUGUCUGUGACCACCAUGUGUAAAGCAUUGACUGUCUGCCUGCGUUUCGCAAUUUACCAGAUUUUAGAGUAAUGUCUUAAUUUAUGGGAAAACCUUUUUAAUGUGAGAUGGAUCUUACACAAUACAGGCAAGGCAGAACAUCAAUGUCCUUGAUUAAUAUUUUCAAUUUUGCAUGGAUCUAUGUGUAAUUGAUCCUUUUUUUCAUCAAUGCGCCUAUCAUCAAUUGCAUAAUGCAAAGCUCCCUCAAGUAAACAACGUCCCAGUAUAGAUCAUGACUUUUCCAAGUAGUACAGAUCAGGCAUCAAAGAUAUGAAUUUAUCAUGUAAGAACAUCAAUUUACAGCACUUUGCAGCACUAUAAAUGCUUUAUUUCUCAGAAAUUUGUAUCAGUAUCUGUAUCUGUAAUUUAUAGCAAUUUGUAUGUUAAUCUCAUCAACCCAUUAUGGCUUUUCAUCCCUCCAUCUGCCAAACUUAGCUGCCCAGGGCGUCAUGCCUUCAGGCGUCCAUCCAUCUCUCUGUUCCACUUAUGUUCUUGUGAUGGCCUUGGAGACAUUAGUAGGAUUUAUUUUCAACUUGAUGCCGAAAUUGGAAACGUGAAGCGUGUAUGAAAAUGCGAGUGAAAAUUAAUGUGAUCAGAGUUUUUGGGGAAAAAAAAUCAAGUGUUCAAAGAGAUGAUUGCAUGAUAUUAGAAUGGCCUAUACUCACUAUUCAAGGCGUAUUCUCACUAUGACUUGUGACUGUUUGACACAUCGACUUCCAACUGUGUUCACAUGCAUGUACAUGUAUAUGAUGAUGAUUUGAUGGGGGGGGGGGGGCUGAUAUCAAAUGUCACAAAGAAAGUAAUUGUAUUCAGUGGCAUACAGAUGGGGGGGGGGGGAGCUUAGGGGCACUUGCCCCCCUAAUUUUAUGCAACC
Molecule: messenger RNA, 3213 nt
Organism: Lytechinus pictus (painted urchin)
Lineage: Eukaryota; Metazoa; Echinodermata; Echinoidea; Temnopleuroida; Toxopneustidae
Exons: 5
Coding region: 1-1359 (452 amino acids)
Biological process (GO): cell surface receptor protein tyrosine kinase signaling pathway
Cellular component (GO): plasma membrane
Molecular function (GO): receptor tyrosine kinase binding
Source: RefSeq, a predicted model, not a curated record